Molecule: messenger RNA, 1158 nt
Organism: Metarhizium album ARSEF 1941
Lineage: Eukaryota; Fungi; Ascomycota; Sordariomycetes; Hypocreales; Clavicipitaceae
Exons: 2
Coding region: 1-1158 (385 amino acids)
Source: RefSeq, a predicted model, not a curated record
AUGGCCGACAAGGCGGCAAUUGAUAACUGCCAUAAGGCGCAGUCCCACGAUUUAUUGGACAGCUCCGGUAGUACACCUCCCGAUCGUCUAAUUGACUUGCCUUUAACCCCUCCCGCCACGAUUGAACCACACCUGCCGUCCAUCGACGCCUCUGGCCCGGUUCUUCGUUUGCUUGAAUCACGCAGCGAUCGAGCAAAGACUGUCGACUCUGGGGGUUGGGUUGAAGUUUCUCUCGAUCAGGAGCAAUACGUCUCACUGCGCGGAAGCAUCGAGCGGUCGUUUAAGCGAUUUGAUUACGACCCAAAUCACAGUCUCCUUAUUCUCCGUAUGCCUUCGCCUAUUCACGACUUCUUUGCGAAUAUCCUAGCCGACGACGUGCAAAACCAGCUUAAAGACAUUGCCAAAGAGAGAGAUGAAGCAGGCACCUUCGCGUCGAGAAUAAAGAGCGGAGGGUCGUCUACUAUUCUUUUGUCAGAAGGGGAUUCUGAAUUCUUUAAAAAUAUACGUCGUGAGCCUGACGCACAGUUUCGUCACCCUGAUGCCUAUUAUCCUGGUGUUGUAGUAGAGGUAUCCUACUCGCAGAAAGGCAAGAGUCUACAAAAACUUGCCCAGGACUACAUUCUCUACUCUAAUGGAGAUAUUAAAGCUGUUAUUGGCGUUGACAUUAACUACAAAGGGAAACAAUGCACUGUUUCUGUAUGGCGUCCAGAAUAUACAAGGUCGGAAGAUGGGAAUAGUGACGAACUAGGAUUUACAGCAGUCUUGUCACAAGAGACAUUUCGCUCAUUCGACGGAUCCUUAUGUAAUGCAGAAAAGUGCCUCACUCUUAACCUUAGCGACUUCGCGACCGAUGCACUAGCUAUUGAUUAUGGGACAGCAUCAAUAUCUAUUACUUUCAGCAAACUCUUUGAUAUGAUUCAACAAGCCGAGGAAAUGGAACCAGACAGAGGAUUUAAUACGGCGGGAAGCGCUAUGAAGUCAAAAAGAGUAACGAGGAAGCGCAGACGAUUAUCCAGCCCAGAAGAUCGGUUGCGUUCAGACGAUGAACGCACGUAUAUCAACAUGGAAAAGGCUGCCGAGGCCAGAGCUAGUGAGGACGACGAGGAUUUCAAAGGUCCAAUGACCAAGCGGAGAGUGAGGAAGUUUUCACCUAAAUAG